UAGAAGAAAAUAAAAAAUAAAAAAAGACGAACCAAACACAGCUCAUCUAUAUUAUUUUCAUUUUAAAAAAAUAUAUAUACUAAUAAUAAAAAUGUUAAAAAAAAAAAGAAAAAGAAUUUAUUGCCACAAUCCGAGCCGCCCAUCUAUAUAAUAAAUGUGCGCGGGAAGCAACGUGCGUAAAUUAAAAGGCGGGAAGCUCCACUAGAGAGAGAAGCCACUUUGAUCUGCUUCAAUAUAUCGCAGAGACACAGAUAAGUCUAAACCAGAAGUAUAUUUCUGCUCAUGGAUAGGUAUCUAUUUCCUCUAGAUCCAUCUACUGAAAACCCUAAAUGUAUCAGAAGACCUAGAUGGAAGAGGGCUCUAAUGGAAUUGAACGGAAAAUUCGAACCCAAGUAUCGCCACGACAUGUCUCAUCUUUUGAUGCAAUCCUAUUCCGAGAUUGGAGCGUUUGGUCAUUCAUAUCAUAUUGAUGGAUUACCAUGUCAAACCCAUAUGAGUUUGAUUACUAAUGCUGGAUUCAUGGACAACCCAGCACCAUUGAGAAAAGAGGGGGUCUCUGCACUGGAAUUUGACAACAAGGGAAUAUACUUGGCAUCAGUGACAAAAUUAGGGUGCUUAAUGGUCCAUGACUUUGAAACUCUUUAUUGCCAUGGUACUAAAUUAUCGACUUGCAACAAAGUUUUGACCUUUUCUUAUGUUUUAUUGAAGUUUAAAUUGCUUUCUUUCUUCUUUGCCCAUCCAGUAAACUCAAAAUAUCCUGUAGGUUUGAAGGAAGAUGAAACAAAACAUUUGCUGCACAUUUCUACACAUCAACAACUCGAUGUUGUCCGAUGGAAUAGUGCUAACCAAGAUGAGGUUGCUUGCACAUCUACUAAAAGUAGUGAAGUACAUAUCUUUGAUAUUGGGUAUGUCUCUUCUGAACCAGUUGAAGUGUUAAGAAUGAGGCCUACUGUCUCUGUUCAUGGUUGUGAUGUUCAUAAAGUUUUAUCUGAUAUAGCUUUUUCUUUAACAGACAAAUCAAGGUUAUAUGCUUCCGACACGCACGGUGUAAUAAAUGUAUGGGAUAGAAGAAUCAGUGAUCUUCCAUGUCUUGGGCUCACAACUAACUGCAAUAGCACCAUUAACAGUAUCCAGUUAAAUAUGGAAAAUCAGAUAAUUGCUGGAGCUAGCAAGAAUGGGAUAAUAUAUAUGUGGGAUCUUCGUGGUGGAAGAUCAUCUGCUGCUUUUCAAAGUCACAAGGAGGUGUAUAAUUAUCCUCUAACAUCUGUGAAAUUAGCGUCAAUGCUGGAGAAAAUUUGGUCUCUGAAGGCACAAUCCAAUAUUGUUUCAAAGGAAAUACACUCAAUUAGUGUCAAUCCAUCUUGCCCGUACCAAUUGGCAUUUCAUUUGGAUGAUGGCUGGUCGGGUGUUUUAGAUAUCCAUAAUUUGCAAGUGACGCAUAUUCAUUGCCCUCCGCCGUCUUGGUUGGAUGGCUUAAAUGAUUCGUCCAAUCUAUCAUACUUGAGAAAACCGUCAUGGUUACCAAUUAAUUCAAUUUAUGCAGCUGGAUCAUCAACCCAUAAUGGAAUUCAUCUUUUAGAUUUUUAUCCAGAUUCCACUUCUCCUUGCCAUGUGGAUUACAUUGAGGAUAUGCAAAGCAUUCCUGGUGAAAAAAGCCAGCAUAAGCAAAACAGAUUUAUUCCCUUAUCUGAGAGUGUUACUGCAUGUGCCACUCAUCCCCUCAAUGGAACCAUUAUAGCUGGAACCAAGCAAUCGUCGUUGCUGAUGAUCUCCCAAAGGCAAGAGUCAUGCUGAGAUGGAGGUAAACGUCUUGAAGGUGAAGGCUGUUUAAAGGUGGCGAGAAGUUCUCAAUAUCACGUCGGAAAUCUCUUCAAGUCAAGAACAAUUGCAUAAGUUUUUCAACAGCCGAAGAGAAAGGAAGUGCUUGAAGCUCUUUAGUCUGGAGCACCAUUGUAAUCAGUUCAGCAAUCGAAUCUCGGACUGAAGGAAGGUUUAAAUUCUUCACUUCUCAUUUCUCAAACAAUAUUGUUUUUGACAACUACAUUGGAGUCCAACUAGUGGUUGACUAGUUCACUCUUUUUCUGGUUUUUGUUUAACUUACCGGUAACAAAAGGCAAAAUGUACAGAAAACAAAGCUGAAAAACUCAUUUCAGAAGGAUCCAUCAUUCAUUUAAAAGAUAAUUCUAUCCAAAUACAACUACUUUUAAGCACUUCAUAUAUAUUGUGAUUGUUUCUUUCACUGCACAUGGAUUUGAUCUGAAGCCAGGGACCUAUAUCCAGAGUUUUAUCUAUACUAGUAGAAUCAAUGUGCUUCGCACGCGUUGAAAAAUGUUUGUAAUUUUUUUAUUUUUCAUUUUUAUUUUUAUUUCUAGAAUUAUUCUCCUGUGUUUCACUCAUGAUAUGAUAAUUUCAUCUAAAAUACGUACUUAAUUAAAUAUAUAUUUUCAUAUAACUCUUCUUUUUUUUUUUUCGAUAAUUGAGGUGUCCAAAGCUUUGCCUAUUAUCACAUAAUUUUUCUUAUAUUAUACAUAUAUGUAUAUUAUGAAUGUAAUAUCUAAUAUAUAUUAUAUUACUCAGAAACAAAUGUAAUUUUGGUAUUUAAUCUGGGGAGGUCGUCUUCACGGAUCCAAAUCUCAUAAUAAUUUACCAAUUUUCUAUUCCCAAGCUUGACUGAAUUUUUUUAAUAGUUUAU
This is a messenger RNA of Cornus florida, 2692 nucleotides long. RefSeq lists its product as uncharacterized. Bases 283 to 1794 code for a protein of 503 amino acids. The transcript has 18 exons. Gene Ontology annotation, molecular function: protein binding. NCBI's taxonomy places the organism in Eukaryota, Viridiplantae, Streptophyta, Magnoliopsida, Cornales, Cornaceae. The record is from RefSeq and is a predicted model, not a curated record.